Messenger RNA from Colletotrichum graminicola M1.001, 1818 nucleotides. RefSeq lists its product as uncharacterized. NCBI's taxonomy places the organism in Eukaryota, Fungi, Ascomycota, Sordariomycetes, Glomerellales, Glomerellaceae. The transcript has a single exon. The record is from RefSeq and is a predicted model, not a curated record. Bases 1 to 1818 code for a protein of 605 amino acids. Gene Ontology annotation, molecular function: DNA-binding transcription factor activity.
AUGUCCUGUUUCUACCAACAUGACCAAGGAGGACGCCCUCUCCACGAACAGCUAUACUAUGGGCAGCAGAACUUUGAUCAGAUAUCCAUUUCCUACAUUGACUCGUCAACAGCUCCAACCUCGUCCGCCCUAAUCGACCCAAGUCACGUAUCUUACUCUCAAGCCUCAUGGGCCCCGAACCAAACUCAUCAGAUCCAACAAUAUAUGGAUGGGCCACCAACAGCAUUUUUCGUCCCCCAGAACGCCCAGGUCCUGCAUGGCCUAGCCUCUCCGGCCCAAGAGCAGAGUGUCUCACCUCCAGCCUCACAGCGAAGGCAUGGAUCUCCCUGCUCUCAGCAGACGCUAUCAAGCAGUAGUUCCAACAGUCCACCUACGGAAAGCGACGUUCUCCCCGCAACUCCCCCAGACUGCUCUGCCACUUCCCCCUUCAUGCCACACAAGCAAUACAUUGGUGACUGGGAGACCCAGCAAUACCGAUCCCAUACACUGCUUGGCCUUGGCAUGCAGGGAACCUCCUUUGUCAACCCUCACGAGGUGAACAUCUCGCAAGCCAUAUUCGAGAACGAGAUCACCCCGAAUGCUUUCGACAACGGCCGGACCUUCAGCUUCUGCUCUUCAGACUCUGAUGUGCCGAGCAUCCCGCUACAAUCGGCUUUCUCGUCGCGACAUAUUACACCUGAAGCCCCCGAAGAAAUCGCAAAGCAGGAGAUUCCCAUGGUUGAGUGCUCGUACCAACAGAGCUACCCUGACACGAAUAGAUGCGAACAGAGUCCCUUUGAGUCCGAAAUCGGGGCCGAUGUUUGCAUCGAAGACAACGAGGAUCUUGACUACAAGCCCAAGCAACAUACUCGGAAGCGUUCCCGUAGCACCAAUGUAAGAGCUAAGGCGCAAAAUCCCGACUCACCUCAGGAGAGAAAGAAAACAAGGAUCAACAGAAAUACCGGUGGCCUGUCCUCAAAUCGGCUCAACGCGGCCUUCUCAUCUACGCGAAGCUCCAAGAUUCUUUGCGACGAAUGCAAGACCUCCUUUUCCGACGAGAACGCGUACCAGAAGCACAUGAAGCAACACCACACCCGCCCCUUCGUAUGCGUGUUUGAUUAUGCCGGCUGCCCAUCCACCUUUGCCAGCAAGAACGAAUGGAAACGCCAUGUAAGCUCACAGCAUCUCGCCCUCCAGUACUGGCUCUGUAUCCAGGAUGGUUGCUCCAAGACCACCAAUCCUCCGACCAGUCGACGUUCCUCUUCUUCCUGUUCUACCAUGCCGACACCACCUGCUUUACCCAACGGCGCCAUCUUCAACCGCAAAGAUCUUUAUACCCAACAUGUCCGUCGCAUGCACGUUCCUCCUCAUGUCCGAAAGGCCCAAAAGCAGAAGAAACCUACACCCGAUUGGGAUGAUCACCUCAAAAACCUCCAAGCGGACGCAGAACAAACGCGCUGCGACCUACCGCAUCACAUGCGUUGCCCGGCCAGCGACUGCGGGCACGAGUUCAAUGGACCGCAAGCCUGGGACGAGCGCAUGGAGCACGUCGCGCGUCACCUCGAGCGCGCGGCCGACGGCAAGGAGCCGGCGGUUCACUUUGGCAACGAAAACGAUCCGACUCUUACACAGUGGGCGUCGAGCCCUGAUGUUUACGUCGUCCGGAAGACCAAGGCCCCUGGCGGCUGGGAGCUCAUCAACCCACUCAAGGGUGAAGUUGGCCCCUCUUCAGGCAAUGGGAAAGGGGGUGGCAGUUGUGGUAAUGCCUCGUCUUACCGCAAGGAUAUUAUCGUUGCCGCCUGCUCUGACGAAGACGCCGAGGGAGAAGAUGAGGAGUGA